UCGGACUUCCUCGUCUUCGGAAGCCACACCCACCCGCGUCAGCCUGAUAGGGUCCAGCUGUCCCUCCCGCGCGCACACAGUCUGUGACACGCUCAGCUGCUGCACGCGCUCCCACACGAACACACCUGUACACGGAGACAGGAGCUGCGCGCGCGGGAGGAGGAGGCCUGAUGAACGGCUGACAUGGAUGUGACGGGCCUCUGAGCAAACCACGUCUGAUUGGAAGAAGCUAAAGUCUCUCGCCACCUGAACUCAAGAAACACGAUCCACCAGAAUCCAAAGCUUGUUGAGGCAGAACCAUGCAGACAGUAAAGUGUGUGGUUGUGGGCGAUGGUGCCGUGGGGAAGACCUGUCUCCUCAUUUCCUACACCACCGGAGCCUUUCCCAAGGAGUACAUUCCCACUGUGUUCGACAACUACAGUAGCCAGGUGACGGUGGACGGCCGGGUCAUCAGUCUGAACCUGUGGGACACGGCGGGUCAGGAGGAGUAUGACCGUCUGAGGACUCUCUCCUACCCGCAGACCAACGUCUUUGUCAUCUGCUUUUCCAUCUCAAGCCCCGCCUCCUUCGAGAACGUCAAACACAAGUGGCACCCAGAGGUGUCCCACCAUUGUCCUGGCAUUCCCAUCCUCCUGGUCGGCACAAAGAGUGACCUCCGAAACAACGACGAGCUGGUGAAGAAGCUGAAGGAGCAGAGCCAGGCGCCCAUCAGCCACAGUCAGGGAAGCGCCUUGGCACGGCAGAUCCAGGCCCUGCGCUACCUGGAGUGUUCGGCCCUGAACCAGGACGGCAUUAAGGACGUGUUCGUGGAGGCUGUGAGGGCCUACCUCAACCCGCAGCCCACCGUCGCCAAGAGGCCCUGCGUCCUGCUGUGAAGUCGGCCCCGUCCCGCAGAGACUUCUCGAACUCUUUAUGUUUUUAAAACUUUUCCUAGAUUUAUAUCAGUUGAUUAGAAAAUUACUCAAACAUGCAUAACCUUUGAUUUCCAGCAGUUUGUGUCCUUUGCGUCCGGUGGCUGGACGCAUCAGCGCGCUGCAGCUGUAGCCGGGACCUGCGGUUUAAGAUGUCCGCCUUUGACCCAGUGCUAAGGGCUCGUAUAACUGCUGAAGGAUUCAAGUUCACAAAAUUAUCAUUUGAUUAAAUAAUAUUUUUCAA
Messenger RNA from Oryzias melastigma (Indian medaka), 1155 nucleotides. RefSeq names its product ras homolog family member Gb (gene rhogb). Gene Ontology annotation, cellular component: cell projection; cell cortex; cytoplasmic vesicle. The transcript is spliced from 5 exons. Gene Ontology annotation, molecular function: GTPase activity; GTP binding; protein kinase binding. Lineage: Eukaryota; Metazoa; Chordata; Actinopteri; Beloniformes; Adrianichthyidae. The record is from RefSeq and is a predicted model, not a curated record. Bases 300 to 875 code for a protein of 191 amino acids. Gene Ontology annotation, biological process: small GTPase-mediated signal transduction; regulation of cell shape; regulation of actin cytoskeleton organization.